Nomia melanderi (Alkali bee) is the source of this 602-nucleotide messenger RNA. Lineage: Eukaryota; Metazoa; Arthropoda; Insecta; Hymenoptera; Halictidae. The record is from RefSeq and is a predicted model, not a curated record.
UCCCAGUUUGCUAUACAGAACAAUGCCUGGUCACAGGGCGGAACACAGGACAGUUGUUUCUCUGUUUCAGGCUAUCCUGUCUCGGUGUCGGGUGUAAUAACGGUACCGGUAUCCGCUAGUAUGUAUCAGACAAUGGUCGCCAAUAUACAAAGUGACGGCACAAUGCAGGUAGUUACGCCGAUGGUCCAAGUACCGAAAGUUGAGCCGGGGAACGGAGAAACUAGUAUCGAAGCCGUCACUAUACAGGGCCAUCCGAUGACAAUGAUAAACGCAGCCGGUGAACAUCAAGUUCUACAAGUGAUAUCGUUGAAGGAUGCCAAUGUCCUCACCAAAGCUAUGCAAGCUGAAGUAGUGAAGGAUGAGGAUAGUCAGCAACAACAAACCGUCUCUAGUCCAGAAUAAAACGUUUUACAUAGUUAAUAAAAAGAAAAAAAAAGAAACACAAGAACUCAAAAAGACGAGAACAAUAGAAGAACCAGAAGCUUUUAUGUUGACACCAAAAUGCGACACAGGUGAACAUUAGUGGUGUUGAAGUAAAGAUAAAAAACAAAACAAAACAGUAAAGAGAUAGAGCGAAAGUGAGAGCGAGAGAGAAAGAAAGA